CACUGACAAAGGCUCCAUCCAGCCAUGCUCCAGAGGGCUGCUGGUUCCCAGAGACCCUCAGAGGUUCAGAAUCUCAGUACCUCUGUUUUCUGCUGCUCAGACAGCACAGAGCUACCCCCAUCUCCUCCUCCUGGACCUGUGCUUGGAUUACUCAUGGGUGGGAGAAAACCAAGACCAGAUUUAAGUUAGCAAAGUUGGAGGUCUGGGAUUAGAAGAUCGAGGACCUUCUUCUUACCGGAAUAACAAACAACUUUGGAUUUUUACUUCUUUUUCCCUGUUUUUUGUUUUUCUCUGAAACUCUGGUCAUUUUUACAAUUAGGAAUUUUUCCAAAGAAAGGCUGAUCACUUUAAACCUCAGCACUGGAACUUUAGGUGCUCCUGGGAUUUCUCUCAAUCAGUUCCAAAGCCUUCAGCCUCUGUCACUAAUACUAUUUCAUAUUGAAUUGUGUCUAAUGGCUUCGUCAGUCAGCCUGCUGCUGUGGCUGCUCCUGCCUCUGCUGCUCAUUGAUGCAACCCAUGCCGCUCAGCGUCCGGAGCAGCAGAGCGGCACUGCGGAGCAGUUUGAUGUGAAACCCCAGCAAACGUGGACUAGCAGGCAGGGAAGACGUUUAGACGAGAUGCACACCUCUGAACGGAGCAUGGUGCCGCCUGAGAUGCUGGAUCUGGACCAGGACCACCAGCGCCGCCUGGCCCGUGGUGCAGAAGAAGAAGAGCAACAGUCCACCUUCAGCCACUCCUUUGAGAAUGAAUGGGUGACAACACCGCAAGUUACAGAGUUCAGUAACAUGACAAAAGUGGAGUCUGUGGGCAAUUCCUCCAACCCUGAUGGUGCUCCGGGACUCUUUAACCCUUUCUACCCUCUGGCAGAGAGCUUGUAUGUUGCCUAUGCCGUUCUGUUCCUGGCUGGUCUGGUUCUGGCAGUCGGAGUAGUGGCAAACAUGGCAGUCAUGUGCAUUGUCUGGAACAACUACUACAUGAGAUCUGCCUGGAACUACCUCUUGGCUAGCAUGGCAUUCUGGGACUUCAUGGUCCUAGUGCUCUGCCUUCCAGUCGUGGUCCUGAACCACCUUACCCACAGGAGGAUCCUGGGUGACAUCACCUGCCGAAUGGUGCCUUAUAUGGAGGUUGUAUCUCUUGGUAUCACCUCCUUUACCCUCUGUUGUCUUGGCAUUGCUCGUUUCCACGCCGCCACCUCCUCGUCUCAGUCAAAUGGUCGGCGGGUUGAACGCUGCCUGUCGGUGCUGCUGAAGCUGCUGCUGGUGUGGCUGACUGCUGUGACGCUGGCCAGCCCCGAAAUCUUUCUGUGGCAACUCAGCCAAGCAGUUUCCCCGUCCACCAGUCACAUGGUAGAUUCCUGCAUCAUCACGCCGUCAUCUCCGUUGGCCCUCUACCUGCCUGACUCCCUGCACUCUCUGCUGCUCAGGUACCACCAGGGUCGCAUGUGGUGGUGUUUUGGCUGCUACUUCUGCCUUCCUGUGGUCUUUACUAUACUCUGCCAAAUGGCUACCCGCAACGUGAACAGCGACUCCAACUCCACCCAGAAGGCCCGUGGCCUCGAAGACCGCUCUGACGGGCAGAAGCGUCAGCAGCACCAGGCAGUGGAGCAUCAGCUGAACUGCACGCUGUUGGCUUUAGCCGUGGUUUACGGCCUCUGUGCUUUACCUGAACAUGUCUGCAACAUCACGCUGGCCUACACGCACAUCACCGUUUCUGAAGACACAGCCUCCAUGCUGGCACUGCUGCAUCACUUCCUGCUUUUCUUCAAGUGCUCAAUAACUCCUGUACUGCUGCUGUGUUUGUGUAAGGCUCUCGGUCAGGCUUUCAUGGACUGCUGCUGCUGCUGCUGUCAGGAGUGUCAACCGACUGCAGCCCAGGGCUCGCCGGGCUCCACCCAGGCCAAGAUGAAAGCCGCUAAUGAGACGUCUGUCUUCUUUGACAAAGCUAAAGACACAUCAGUCAUCCAGUCUAUUUCCAGUUAGAACCAUAAAUCUUCUAUCAGUCUGAUUUUUGUCUUUACUCACCAAUUUGCUUCUCAUCACAUUUACAUUAGCUGUAUGCAUAGUUGUUUUUUUUUCUCUACAAAUUCAUCUGCUCUUUUUCUCUGGUUGUAACUAUAAACCAUGUCUGUGCAUCGUGUUUUUUGGCUACCAAGUUAAGGCAUGGUUUGUCUGAUAAUGCAGGGCUAAUGCUUAUUUCAUGGCCAGGUUAGAAAGGUUGCUCUUUCUCCCACUGUGACAGCCCUAUCCUCCAACUGUCCCUCAUCCAGCAUUCCAUGUAAAGAGGACCACCGUGACUUAAUACUGUGAAGUUUAAAUGCUUUUCUGUAAAGUUAUUUAAAGAAACGGGUGGUGAAUUCAGUUUGCUCAGAUGAGAAAAAUAGGAUGUGCUGCAGUGACGAGAUGCUGCUGUGCAUGAAAAUUAGGGCAAGUUCAGCUAUUUGGCAACAUUAAAAAAAUGUGAGAUUUUAAUGCAUUCAGGCCAACUGAAACCCAUUUUACAGUCUGUGCAAAAAUCAUGAAAAAAGAAACUCCCUCUCAAAGCUUAGAUUUCCAAAGAAGGAAAAAACUGCUGUCUGUGAAUAUCUCAAAAUGCAUAAAUGAGAGAAUCUCAUUGGUGAUUAUAAGUUCUAUUCCAAUUUCAAAAUUAAGGGAAUAUUUGAAAUGUGUUGAUUUUUUUUUCAUUUCUCUGUUUUUGAUUACUGGUUCAGAUCUGUGUUGUAAGGAGUUGGCCAGCUCCUGGCACCUGGUUCAGGUGAUCCAGCUUUUGCAUAUGAGAACUGGGCUGGGCGACCCCUCCCCCUAGCCUUCCAAACAGGAAGUAGCCGCUUGUUUCAAGCAACCACAAUCCUACAGACUUUUAUAGAGAAAUAAAAUGCUGUUACUCAGUCAUUUGUAAUUUGUAGUAAAGGUUAUUCAAGUUGUUAACUGACCAGUCAGUUGCCUCUAAAAUAGUAUUUAGUCUGGCAUCCAAUGUUUAAAAUGUUUGAUUGACAGGAUCUCCUGAGCCACCUUUCAGGUGAUAGGGGUGUGGCCUUCCAACAAGUUUACUACCGAUUGGGAAGAGUGAUUGCCAUAGAAACCUUGACUGACCAAGUCAGACCAGUCACUGCUUACUGAUGAUUUCUGGUUCCAACAUGGUGCCGUCCAUUUCAUGAAUAAAUGGCGAUUGUAUUGACUUCCUAUCAUUGGAACUGGAAGUAAACCAUUUUGACGUCACAUUCACUCAGUCCAGUUCUUGUUUACAGUCAGUGAUUCCAUCCCAGGAUUAUUAGGCAACAUUCCAUAUUUGCCUUCAGAAAGGUUUUUUUUUUUAUAAAUGUUUGCAACUUUUCCAUUGGAUGAGGGCAUGUCAAGCCUACAGCAUGUCCUCUAAUUGGUCUGUAACCAAAAACUAUCAGUAGCUACGUCUCCAUUACACGUCUGCACAAAACGUGAUUGAACUUCUGAAUUUUGAAAAAAUACAAUUUUUUUCCCCAUUAAAUCCUAAUUAUGCGAAUAAACACAAACCAACUCACGUGAUUCAAAAACAUGUCGACGGAUGUGAACAGAACUUUGAUUGACAGCAGAUACAUUAGUAACACUUUAUGAUAAGAGUCCUUAAUAAUAUAUUUAUAAGACAUUAACAAGCACUAGUAAUGUUUUAGUAAGAUGCUUAUAAGUACAUAAAUUACCAUUUGUAAAUGUCUUACAACUGACUCACAAGUUUAAAUAAGCUGUUUCUAAAAACAUUAAAAUAUCCCAUAAUAAACACAUCAUAGCCCACACUUUAGGAGGCUCAAACUAUCAAUGAAGGUUCUCGUUCAUGCAGGUGGUGUAGUCUUGAAGUUGAGUCAUAUCAUGGGAACUGUUAGCAUAUGUAUUAACCCCAUUCAAAGGCUUGUAUAGAUCACCCCGUUUGGUCACACUUUAGAUUGGGGGGCUGCAAAACACUCAAACUGUUAAAAAGAACACUGUUAAUAUAUGUAUUAAUCCCAUACAAGCAAUUUAUAAAUAGUUUGUGAAUAGGAUUAACAAAUGCUAAGUAGUUUAUUAAGGAACAUUUUAAUGUUAAAAACAGCUUAUUUGAACUUGUAAGUCAGUUGUAAGACAUUUACAAAUGCUAAUUAAUGCACUUACAUGCAUCUUACUAAAACAUUACUAGUGUUUGUUAAUGUCUUAUAAAUAGUUUAUUAAGGACUCUUAUCAUAAAGCGUUACCAAUGCGGUAACACUUUAUGAUAAGAUUCCUUAAUAAACUAUUUAGAUUUCUGCCACGGCAUUAUCGCUCAUCAUCAUCUAUCAAAGAAGACCUCGCCGUCUUCUUCAGGCCGUGGAGCGGCGAGCUCCUCACUCAUGGGAGGGGCUACGGAUGAAGCCGUUUUGGGAAAUGGUGGUGAUUUUACAGAGCCAACAAUUCCACAUGACAUGAUCAACUUUUGAUGAGCUGUGUGACGCUGUGGAACCUCUGGUGGUGUCCGCUUUGAAGUGACCAAGGCCGCCAGUUCCUACCAAGAAGCACAUUGUCAUCCGGCGGUCACAUGACUUGUUUAAUUAAAAACAUUUGUUUUCAUUGCAGUUUUGAGAAAUGUAUCAAUUUUGAUACACCCAAAAAACCAUCUCCUCCAACCGCAUACACUUUUUUUUUCAAAAAAUGCGAGUUUUAUCAAAAUUGUCAUGUUUCCAUAAUUUGCGCAAAAUCCUGGUCAAUGGAAAUGCAGCUACUGGUAUUUUUAAGUACCUUAAUUAAAACUUACAUGGAAUCCGACUGUCAUUCAAUGUGUAUCUUUCUCUCCAGCUAUUAAACCAGAACUAAAAUCAAGACAUAUGUAUAAAGGUUGUUGUUCUAUCAUUAGUUUUAGAAGGAAGUCGCCCUUUGAAAAGUCUUUUUCCUUUUAAUAUUUAGUCUGAAUAUCAAAUUCCAUCUGUGUUUUUAAUGUUUCUGUGGAGUGAUUCAGUGUGUGAAAACUCAUGUCCUGACUGAGAUGACUGAUGACAUGACAACAAGCACAAUUCCAUGUGACAGUGUAGAAGUAAUCAAAGAUUCCCCAAAAAGGAUUUUAAGUCUUUAACCCUUGUGUUAUCUUAGGUGACCCCACCCUUACAUUGACGUGUUCUCCCUACCAUGACAAAGGUGGAUAAAGUUGGAAAGAUUUCGUGUAAUCCAUGGACACCAGUGAAGAUCACAAAUCAUUGAAGAAAAAAGGUUCAGAGCACUGUCUAGUGGGUCUAGAUGACCCAACUCUCAAUGUUAAAGUGCCUAGGAUAGCACAAGGGUUAACUGAGAGAAAACUCUAGUCAGCAUCUAGUUCUCUCUUCCCUUAGCAUCACCUUGAUAAUAAAUCUAUAAAUCAAACAUUACUAUUUCUACAGACACAGAAAACUUCAUGUUGCAAUCCCGAAUUUCAGUGUCACCUAAUGUAUUGAGAGUGUGACACUUGUGUUUUCAGCUUUUCCAUCACAUCUGUCAUUUUAGAUGAACGGUUUUUGACAUAUCUUGUAGAUGCUUUGCUAAAGUUUUCUGCUGAAUCAGAAAGAGGUGGUGUGAAAAAUCCUCUCAGCAUUUGUUAAUAUUUUGCAAAGAAUAAUCCAUGUACACAAUUAGACUGCAAUGAUGCUGUCUAUAUGCUGUUUGCCUGUUUAGUGCAAACAGCACAAUUAUAAACAUGUUUUUUUUUUAAACUCCAAAAUACAAAUCUGUAGAUUUAAGGUUUGCGUUUUCUUGAAGCAUGUUGGCACAGACUUUGCUUUGGGUUUUUUGUUUCUUUGUCAAUAUUUACUUUUCUUGAAAAUGUGCAAAGAAUUUGAUUUAUUUGUCAGGAAACAUGCAAGGAUUUAUCUCUAUUUUCAACUGACACUUUAUGCCACACUUUGUGUUGUGUAAAUUCAUCUUAGAUGUAAAAAUAAAUAAUAUAAAAUUAGUCCAGUAUGUAAGAUCCUAACAGUAGAAGAGUGCCCAAACGUGUCUCCCUCUGCUUUGUUGGUGUCCCUUGUGAAUCAAUAAAAAAACUAUUUCUGUUGUGUUUUAUGCA
This is a messenger RNA of Oryzias latipes (Japanese medaka), 6006 nucleotides long. RefSeq names its product G protein-coupled receptor 37 like 1b (gene gpr37l1b). Gene Ontology annotation, cellular component: signaling receptor complex; plasma membrane. Gene Ontology annotation, biological process: positive regulation of MAPK cascade; adenylate cyclase-inhibiting G protein-coupled receptor signaling pathway. Gene Ontology annotation, molecular function: G protein-coupled peptide receptor activity. The record is from RefSeq and is a predicted model, not a curated record. NCBI's taxonomy places the organism in Eukaryota, Metazoa, Chordata, Actinopteri, Beloniformes, Adrianichthyidae.